GAAUAAGCAAGUAAGCAAGCAUCAGCGAUUGAAAAUUGAAAUGGAGUGGAAAGCGAGCUACCGUUUACUCAAUUACUGCAAACACUUAUUCCAUCGCCGAUGGACUCCUAAUUUUCACUAUUUUAAAACAUUUUACACCUCAGCAUAGGAACUUCUCAAUUUCGGAUAAAUGAGGAGGAUUAUGGUAACUCCGCAUAAACAAGGUUGUAGGUAUUAUUUUAACCAACCUUCUGUGUUAAUAAAACCUUAUAUUGGUAAUUUCCAACAAGCAUUUCAAACAUUUAAGCAUCCAUCUGUAUCUCUGGGUAUGCAUCAGCGGAAUAGAUGCAGAAGCCAGUAUAGAUGUUUUGCUUCUCAGGCCACCAUUAUUCAAAGAAGAUCAGAUUUUUCAACAAUUAGCUCAGAAGACUUGAGCUAUUUCAAGAAUAUUUUAGGGGAAAGAGGGGUGGUUCAAGAUGAAGAGACUCUCGAUGCUGUGAACACGGAUUGGAUGAGGAAAUACAAGGGCACCAGUAAACUUAUGCUCCAACCUCGGACAGCAGAGGAGGUAUCUCAGAUCCUUAAAUAUUGCAAUUCCAGGAGCCUGGCUGUUGUUCCUCAGGGGGGAAAUACAGGUCUUGUGGGAGGAAGUGUUCCAGCUUUUGAUGAGGUGAUUGUCAGUCUCAGUCAUAUGAGCAAAAUCAUUUCUUUUGACAAGGUUAGCAGCGUACUGGUUUGUGAAGCAGGAUGCAUUUUGGAAAACCUCAUCACUUUUCUUGAUAACCAAGGGUUUAUUAUGCCACUAGAUUUAGGUGCUAAAGGAAGCUGCCAAAUUGGUGGAAACGUCUCAACUAAUGCUGGUGGGUUGCGACUUCUCCGCUAUGGUUCAUUGCAUGGUAGUGUCCUUGGUCUUGAAGUGGUUUUAGCAAAUGGAACGGUGCUUGAUAUGCUCAGCACAUUACGAAAAGAUAACACUGGAUAUGACUUGAAACAUUUAUUUAUAGGUAGUGAAGGGUCCUUGGGGAUUGUAACGAAGGUUUCCAUUCUAACUCCUCCAAAGUUGUCCUCUGUUAAUGUAUGCUUUCUUGCUUGUAAAGAUUAUGAAAGCUGCCUGAAACUUUUGUUAGAGGCAAGGAGGAAAGUUGGAGAAAUUCUUUCUGCAUUUGAAUUCCUUGAUCACGACGCAAUGGAUCUGGUCCUGAAACAUCUAGAAGGUGUCCGUAAUCCAUUUCCGUCCUCAAUGCAUAACUUUUAUGUACUGAUUGAGACAAUGGGAAGUAAUGAAUCUUAUGAUAGAGAGAAACUCGAUGCCUUCUUGCUUCACUCAAUGGAAAAUGACUUGAUGAGUGAUGGAGUUGUUGCACAGGAUAUAACUCAGGCAUCUUCUUGCUGGCAUAUUCGUGAGGGUAUUCCUGAAGCUUUGAUGAAGGCAGGGGGUGUAUAUAAAUAUGAUUUGUCAAUACCAGUUGAAAAGAUGUAUGAUCUUGUUGAGGAAAUGAGAGUCCGACUUGAUGCUUCAGCAAAAGUAGUUGCGUAUGGUCACCUUGGAGAUGGAAACUUACAUCUUAAUAUCUCAACUCCUCAGUAUGAUGAUAAUAUUUUAGCACAGAUUGAGCCUUUCGUUUAUGAAUGGACUUCUAAGCACAAAGGGAGUAUUAGUGCUGAACAUGGCCUCGGACUGAUGAAAGCCAAUAAAAUCCAUUACACCAAGUCAUCUGAAACUGUGCAACUAAUGGCUACCAUUAAAAAGCAACUGGACCCUAAUGGGAUUCUGAACCCAUAUAAAGUUCUCCCGUCUUCCCUUCUCACAAAAAACUGAGGUUAAUUAGUUUGAUUGUUUCUUAGUGCACCCCAUUCUGGCUGGGGGUGAGUUGGAAGGAGUUCACAGCAUAAAGGAAGAGCGACAGAUAAAGAAAGGUUUUACAGGAAGUAAAAUAGCUUGGCUUCAGCCAUCUUUGUGUUCGUAUAGCAGUAGUAAGAUAUGACUCUUUCGUGAUAAAAGCACGAUGUCCAGGCUUAUGAUGUAAUCUUUGAAGGGGGUCGUGACUCAUAAAACUUAUGGAAUAAAGCCAUAACUCGGCAAAUAAUUACAAAAUUCUCAUUGAAGGCAUAUGCAUGUAUGGGAUUGAGUAGGAAAACUAAGGUUUUGUUGGUAAAUGAGUGCCCUUGAAUAUUUCGGCCGUUCCUACGAGAACAUGAUUAUUAUUCUAGAUGCUUGCCUUUUGAUGUGAAUAUAAGAAAUGCAGUUCCAUAUGGCAAUGCAAAAACAGUACAUUGAUGGAGAA
This is a messenger RNA of Capsicum annuum, 2264 nucleotides long. Its product is annotated as D-2-hydroxyglutarate dehydrogenase, mitochondrial. Bases 170 to 1798 code for a protein of 542 amino acids. Lineage: Eukaryota; Viridiplantae; Streptophyta; Magnoliopsida; Solanales; Solanaceae. The record is from RefSeq and is a predicted model, not a curated record. The transcript is spliced from 17 exons. Gene Ontology annotation, cellular component: mitochondrion. Gene Ontology annotation, molecular function: FAD binding; catalytic activity.